This is a messenger RNA of Aegilops tauschii subsp. strangulata, 1250 nucleotides long. RefSeq lists its product as uncharacterized. NCBI's taxonomy places the organism in Eukaryota, Viridiplantae, Streptophyta, Magnoliopsida, Poales, Poaceae. Gene Ontology annotation, biological process: translation. Gene Ontology annotation, cellular component: mitochondrial large ribosomal subunit. The record is from RefSeq and is a predicted model, not a curated record. Gene Ontology annotation, molecular function: structural constituent of ribosome.
CGUCCAUUCUAACCCUAAACCCCCGGCGCAGCCAGACCGGUGGAGGAAGCCGCCAGCCCACCACAGCAGCCAUGUUGCGCCGCGCCUCCCAGCUCCUCCGCACCAUCCCCGCCGCCACCGUGUUCCCCCGCCGCCUCCCGCAACCGCACCGGCACCCGCUUCCAGCCCCACCCGCCUAUCUCUCCCCCGCCCCCAGGCAACCGUCGUACUUCUACGCCACCGAGUCAGCGGCGGCGCCGGCGGCGCGGCCACCAAAGGUGCCGCGGCCACUGAGGACGGUGGGGAGCCUGCUGAGGCUGAACGACAUCCGCGACAACCCCGGCGCGACGCAGCAGAAGACGCGCAAGGGCCGCGGGAUCGGCUCCGGGAAGGGCAAGACGGCGGGGCGCGGGCACAAGGGCCAGAAGGCGCGCGGCACCGCUCGGUUCGGCUUCGAGGGCGGCCAAACCCCGCUGCGCCGCCGUCUCCCCCGCCGCGGCUUUAAAAAUCGCUUCUCACUCACGUUCCAGCCCUGUGGACUGGGAAAAAUUGCGAAGCUCAUCAAUGCUGGAAAAAUUGAUUCCUCUGAAUUGAUCACAAUGAAGACACUGAAGGAUACAAGUGCCAUUGGAAAACAAAUAAAGGAUGGGAUUCGGUUAAUGGGCCGUGGUGCAGAAGAAAUCAAAUGGCCAAUUCACCUCGAGGUAUCAAGGGCGACUGCAAGGGCGAAAGCUGCAGUUGAAGCAGCAGGUGGAACUGUAAGAUUGGUGUACUACAACAAGCUUGGGUUCAGGGCACUACUCAAACCUGAAUGGUUUGCAAAGAAGGGCCGCCUUAUACCAAAAGCGGCGAGGCCUCCACCCAAGCAACGAGACAAGGUUGAUAGCAUUGGCCGGCUACCUGCUCCCACGAAGCCACUUCCCUUCACAUCGGAGGAAUUAGAGUUUACUGCCAAGCGUGAAGCUGCUAAAGUGAUCGCUGCAUAGGAGGGAGUACAAAUCACUGAAGAAGCCCAUCCGAACUUUUAUUACUUACAUAAGUCUUGCACCGGGCAUGUAUAACAAUCACUUGCUCUUUCCUAUAGGUGUAUUCCUUGUGGGGGAUCCAUGUGUUUCCUUGUCAUUUGUGCUACGCGGGAAUGACAUUUUCUUCUUCCGGUGGCAGUAGUACCUCCUGGUAAGCACCAGGGCUGGCCGGUAAAAUAUCCUGUAACAGUCUUUUGAGAGAUCAGUUCAUUGUUUUCACUAAUAGAAACUUUUUCUCUAGGACAA